GUACAUGAAGUUAUGCAGUAAGGAAAGGAACAUGGCGGACAAUGAGAUGGUGGCAGAUGUGUCCACAAAAGCACUUUAUUCUGACCUCCCAGAACGUGUUCAACACAACUUGGAAGAACUUAAUCUUCGGCAUUCCAUGGAUUGAAUUGAAUUCUCCUUCCCAUCUUUUCAAUGCAGCAGCUGAAUUGUUCUGCUAGAAGUUUUGUAAAAUCAUUUCUGGGAAGAGUGGUACAAGAAAAUAAAGAAGACCUGGACAGCAAACUGCGAUGUGAUCCUGUGAUUUUAGACAAGCUUAAUAAACACAAGUCAAACAAGAAGCCAAAGAGAAAAGAGAUGUCCUUAAAAGAGAAAAGGAGUCGAGGCAUUUACAAGAUUUCAUCCAAGAAUCAAAGAUAUGAAAUGUAUCUUCCUCUCCAUGAGUUAUGGACAGGCUACAUGCAAGAAAUGUUGAACUUGACAUCUGAAAGUAAUUUGAAAGUUGUGUAUCCCAAACUUCUGCGGGCUGAUUACCAUGGAUGUAUUCUUAAGGUGAGCAGAUCCAAAUGUCCAUCAUAUAUAGGAACAUGUGGUAUCUUACUUCAAGAGACGAAAAAUUCCUUCAAGAUUAUAACAAAACAAGACAAACUCAAAAUGAUCCCCAAAGCAAACAGCGUGUUUACAUUUGAACUGGAGGGAUUUGAGUUCACGAUUCAUGGAAAUCAUUUCUGCUUCCGAUCCAGUGAGCGCUCGGCAAGAAGAUUCAAACCAAAAGCGACAACAGACUUAUAAACAUAGCUCCAUUCAUGAUUCAAUCUUGUACAGAUUUUCCAGUCAGCGUUGUUCACUGACGCAGCUGUGGUGCCGUGAUCCCAGAAAGUCCUCCAAACAAGGAGCAUCAUGGGAGUUACUGAGCUGAGACACCAAGAAUUUACAAUUUUAAUGUUACAGAGAGCGUUUUUAGGACGCAUACUCAAUGUCCUCAGACUUUGUAAGGAAUCAUUAAAAAAUGAACUUUGAA
Messenger RNA from Stylophora pistillata, 997 nucleotides. Its product is annotated as ribonuclease P protein subunit p29. Lineage: Eukaryota; Metazoa; Cnidaria; Anthozoa; Scleractinia; Pocilloporidae. Gene Ontology annotation, biological process: tRNA 5'-leader removal; rRNA processing. The record is from RefSeq and is a predicted model, not a curated record. Gene Ontology annotation, cellular component: ribonuclease MRP complex; ribonuclease P complex. Gene Ontology annotation, molecular function: ribonuclease P RNA binding.